This is a messenger RNA of Hyaloscypha bicolor E, 1396 nucleotides long. Its product is annotated as glycosyltransferase family 2 protein. The record is from RefSeq and is a predicted model, not a curated record. Lineage: Eukaryota; Fungi; Ascomycota; Leotiomycetes; Helotiales; Hyaloscyphaceae. The transcript has a single exon. The coding region runs from base 83 to 1276 and encodes 397 amino acids.
CCCAACUUGCCUUAAGUCUUUAAGUUUCUACAGACUACUACAGAUCAGAGGGUGGGGCUCAAAUACCUGGUUUUGCGUCUUCAUGUUGCUCGCUGUCUUUAAGGGCCUGAAGAUUUUCGUUCACGUCGUAUCAUACUAUUUGUGGACGCGUCCGGUUCCUGCGCCAAUAAAUCCAACUAUCACCCCCGAAGAUGUUACAGUUAUUGUCCCGACAGUGUGCUGUUUCGAGCAGGAAUUCGUCGACUGCAUUGAUUCCAUCCUCAUCAACCAGCCAGCGAGAAUCAUCAUCUCAGUGGUUGGACACGAGAAAAAAAUACAAGCUAUUCGAGUCUGCGAAAAAAUCGACGCUCGAAUCGAAGUCGUUUCCACCCCAGAGGCAAACAAGCGUACUCAGCUUCUCAAGGCUGUGCAGGGCGUCCGAACUCCCAUCACAGUAUACGCCGAUGACCACGUCUUUUGGCCUCCAACUUUCCUCCGAAGUGCCCUCGCCCCCUUCGAAGACCCCAUCGUCGGCCUGGCCGGGACCUCCAAGCGCGUCUGGCGGAACCGCAACCUCCCCUUCUGGGACAAUUUCUUCAACUACAUCGCCUGCAUCUACCUGGAGCGGCACAAUUUCGAGUGCACCGCAACCUACAACAUCGACGGCGGGGUCUUCGUGGUCUCUGGCCGGACCGUACUACUUCGCACCUCAGCCCUGCAUUCCCUCGAAUACCGCACUGAGUUCCAGGAUGAGUACUUCGUCGGCAUUGGGCCCAUGAAAGUCGACGACGAUAACUUCAACACCCGCUUCAUGGUCCGCCACGGCUACAGAACAGUCUUCCAUAACGACCCCAGCGCCACAAUAGAAACGACACUCGUCCACGGCACAGGCCAAAUUACGAAAUUUCGCGAUCAACUCCUACGCUGGUCACGCACAACCUGGCGUUCAAAUCUCAAAUCCCUGCUCACAGACCGCGCAUGCUAUCAACGCACACCAUGGACCACAUACGCGAUGUUCAUUUCCUCGUUUGUCAACUUCGCCCUCUUCUACGACUUGGGGUUGUAUUGGAGUUUGAAGUGGUCAGGUGCCGGUCAUAUGUGUGCGUUUUGCAUGGUGUUGGCACUGAGUAAGUUGAUUAAGCCGCUGCCGCAUUUGGCGAGGGAGUGGCAGGAUUGGAAAUGGGUUCCUAUGGGAAUUCUAUUUGCGUAUGCGCAUAGUUUCAUUAAGUUGUAUUCGUUGUGGACGAUUCGGGAUGUGGCGUGGAGUGGGAGGAGUGGGAUCAAGGCAACGGCUUAGGGGGGGAUUCACAGGGCGGGGUUGCACAGUAUUGAGGUGCUUCGUAGAGUUGGUCGCCUGUGCAUGUGCAUGUGCUAGUUAUGGUAAUCUUAAUUUAUUAAGAAGAGCCCUGAGUUGGAC